Molecule: messenger RNA, 1110 nt
Organism: Symbiodinium natans
Lineage: Eukaryota; Dinophyceae; Suessiales; Symbiodiniaceae
Source: the annotation of a GenBank genome assembly
AUGCAAGCCUUGAGGAAGGAGGUGGAGCAAAGGGACAACUCGGACCAUGGUCUGCGUCGGGCGUACCGGCGGCUGGCGUUGGAGAACCAUCCAGACAAGGGUGGAAGUAAUGAGCUUGCUUCAGACCUCACGGCGCUGCGUGACAACUUCCUCCGGGACCCAUUGCACUUCCAGGUCUUCAGAGCCACGUUUGCAGCGGAGCUCUCGACCUUCGGAGCUGCGUCCCAGGGACGGUGGCGGCAUGUCAACGCCAGUGUGGAGCUGCGCGAGGGCUGGCCGUACAUCCAGGUUGAAGUUGAGCUGGAUCACGGCGGGCUGCUGCUGAAUGGGGGCAGCUGGACGUUUGCCUUUGGCUUGAAGAAUGCCAGCACCGUCCACUACCGUGGGGAUGAGCGCUCCGGCGGCUAUGACGUCUGCUGCGACUUUGUUCAAGACUCGCGGUGCCAGCGCCGGCCAGUGCACAGCGCCAAUAGCUCCGAGCCCAAAUGCCAGCCAAACUCUGGCAGGGAAUGUCACGAGAACAGCAGCAACUUGAGCAGUCCGUAUACAGUUUCCGACUGUCCUUUGCCACCCUUGCUUACCGCCUCCGUCAGGAGGCCGCUCCACCUAAACAUGACCGGCCAAUGGGGAGCAGCGCUUCAGGUCAAAGAUGCUUCCGGCAAGGAGGUUGCCUGCGUUGCCUUCGCAUUUGCGCACUCGAUGCAGCAGAUGCAGCCGGAGACGGAGUCCCUGCCGAAAGGCAAUGGAGACGAUCCAGGACUCGACACCAACAGUACUUCAACGCACCAGCGAGGUGCAUCGGAUCGGCCUCCGCCAGAGGUGUCUUUUCAGCACAUUGGCAGCGGCCAGUUCUGCGAAGAUGGCGGUGACUUGCUGGAAGGUGCCUUGGACGACUACGGCGGUCUAUCCCCGUUUGGAGGUGCUCGAAGAGCGAGCGCCGAAAGCUCGAUGUUCUAUGGCUCCAGAUGCCGCGAGCGCUGCCGUCGCAAAGUGAAUUGUCGAUUCUACACUGCCUACAGCAGUGGUUGGUGCCAGCUCUCGAGCCGCUGCCUGUUGGCCAGAGCCGGCGAUCCUUUGGCUGUGACCUUUGCAAAGACCCCUCGCGCUUAG